AUGCAGCCCGGCCAGCAGCGCACGGCGCCGCAACAAGGCGGCAUGAGUGGAGCGUUUUCUCACGGCGCGCCGGCGCACGGCAUGGGCCACGCGUGGGCGACCAACGCGUCGUCCGCGAGCCCCGACCCAGGCACCCUGGGGGGGGCCGCCUUCGCGACGCCGUGGGGCGGCUGGGGAUCGUUCCAGGCCCCGGACAGCAGCCUGGAGCCCUUCAAGCCCGUCACCAUGCCCGCGCUGACCGCGGACCUGCCGCACAGCGACGCACCGGGCCAACCGCUGCAGCCGCCCACCUACACCUCCUCGAACGACACCUCUCCGCUGGGCGGGGCCGAUUUUUUCCAGCGCGGCGGGGGCCUCUCGCUCCCGAUUCCGCCUUCCGGCGCGCCCGGCAAGCCCGACCACGGCCGCGCGGGCCACCCGGACGCCGCGCCCCCGCCCCGCGGCGACGGUACGUUUUCUCCCCCCAGUAUGGAGCAGCUCCGGCUCUCGCUCGGCGCCGUGCUCCCGGCCAUCGACGGCCACGACUCCGAGCCCGCCGCGGCCCGGCCGUCCGGCGCCCCGAGCGCCGGCCUCGCCCCCAGCAACCGCACCACCGCCGACAUCACUAGCGGUCCGCACGCGCUGGCGGGGCAGGGCGGGCUCGGGAACCUCGGGCCCCUCGACGACCGCCUCGCGCACCUCCGGCACUUCCAGGGGCCCCUGUCGGGCCCCGACAACGUCAGCACCAGCUCGGACAGCUUCAGCGACAACGUGCUUCGCUUCACGGGGCCCGCCGGCGCCGAGUUCCAGCCCGGCCGCAUGGGCAGCAACGACUCCCUCUGGGGCGCGCUCAACGCCGCCAUGGCAGGAGGCGUGGACGCCGUCGGAGGCCCGGCGAGCCAGCGCGCGGCCGCGAACCUCGCGCGCAACCGCUCGGGGUCGUCGCUGUCGUCGAUGGCGAGCUCCGCGGGGGCGCAGCAGAUGUCGGGGUGGGGCGAGCACCCGCUGGGGGAGCACCCGUCGCGCACGCUGUUCGUGCGCAACAUCUCGAGCACCGUCGACGAGGCCGCGAUCUGCGAGCUCUUCGGGCAGUUCGGCGAGGUCCGCUCCGUGCACCUCUCGUCGAAGCACCGCGGCUUCGUCAUGGUGUCGUACUACGACCUCCGCGCGGCGCGGGCGGCGAUCAAGGCGCUGCAGGGGCACAUGCUGCACCGCCGCCGCCUCGACAUCCACUACUCGAUCCCGAAGGAGAACCCGACGGACAAGGACUGGAACCACGGCACGCUCGUGGUGUUCAACCUCCCGGCCGAGGUCAGCAACACGGCUCUCGCAACCAUCUUCUCGCAGUUCGGCGAGGUCAAGGAGGUCCGCGAGACGCCGAACCGGCGGCAGCACCGCUUCGUCGAGUUCUACGACUCCUCGCACGCCGAGGCGGCCCUGCGGGCGCUGGACCGUACGGAGCUGCGCGGGCAGGUGCUGAAGAUCGAGCGGUCGCGGCCGGGGGGCGUGCGGCGGCAGGUGGCGCCGGGGAACGGCAGCGCGGACAGCGGGUCGCGUCCGGGGUCGCGGCACAUGUCGGUGUCGGACCUGAUGGCGGUGCGCGACAUGGCGUUCGCGCAGCAGCUGGGGCAGGCGGGCAUGGCGCGGGCGUCGAGCAACAGCAGCCUGGCGAGCCAGGGGCUCGGGCGCGGGCAGGGCGCGGGCGACGCGGCGAUGGCGCAGGCGCAGAUGCAGGCGAACGUGCAGGCGCGGAUGCGGCAGGUCGCCGGCGGCGCGGACUUGGGCGGAGACCCCGCGGGGGUGUUUGGGCGCGCGGGCGGGCCCGGCGGGCCAGUGCCGCCGUUCGGGUGGGACGCGGGGAGGCAGGGGCCGCGCAUGGACGUCGUCGCGCUCGUCCAGGCCGCGCAGGCCGGGCUCCUCACGCUGCCGAUGCUCUGCCAUGCAGUGGAGAGCGGGUCGCUGGCGCCGCAGCAGGCGGACCUGAUCGCGGCGCUGAUCCCGCCGCACCAGCUCCCGCAGCAGGUGCCGGGCGGCGUGGGGCGGGGCGGGCACGGGAUGGGCUUCGGCGACGUCGGCGCGUUGCAGCAGCUGGCGCACAUGCAACAGAUGCGGGACGCGGCGGCGGCGCAGGGCGGCCAGCAGGGCCUCCCGCAGGGGCUCUCUCCGUGGGGGCCCCUCGGCUUCCCCGGCGCGGGCCAGCAUGCGGCGCAGCAGCAGCACCCGCAGCCGCCGCCGGGCGCGGGUCUGCCGGGCGUGCCGCAGCUGAGCGCGCUGCUGAGCGACAGCGACCCGUCGGCGCUGCGCGCGCUCCUGCAGGCGCUGGGCCCGAACGCGAGCGCGAUGAUCAGCCAGCUGCACAAGGACCAGCAGGCGGCGGCACCGCAGGCGGGCGCGCCGCAGGCGGACCUGGCCAAGGCAGGGCCGUCGGUGCUGGAGCAGGGCGACGAGCCCGCUGCGGGCGAGGUCCUGGGCGGCGGGCAGGCCGGGGCGCCCGCGCAGGACGGUGCACCGGCGAGUGCGGCGUCGGGGCUGCCCGGUGGGCCGAGCGCGGAGGCUUCCGCGCACUCGCGGCAGGGCCCGGGCGGCAUUUUCUACGACGCGGACGCGCACGGCGGGCCCGCCGCGGCGCUCGGGUGGGCCCCGGCGUCGGCGUCGAACCCGGCGCAGGUGGCGCUGGCGGCGGCCGCGCAUGCGCUCUCCGGGUCGAUGCAGAGCGAGGCGAUGCGCCGCGCGUCGACGGGCCGCCGCUCCAUCGGCCAGCUCGACCCGGGCAAGGUCCCGGCGGGCCUCCCGUCGCGGCGCGGGGGCUCGAUCGAGCUCCCGCGCGUGCACAAGGAGAGUGCCCUGGAGGCGGCGCAGGCGGCGGCGGCGGCGGCGACGGCGGCGGCGCGCGCGACGCGGCGCACGGACGAGGACCGGCCGCGCACGACGACCGACGAGCAGUUCGCGCUUGACUUGAGCAAGGUCCAGGCCGGGGAGGACACGCGGUGUACGCUCAUGGUGAAGAACAUCCCGAACAAGUACACGCAGCGGAUGCUGCUGCAGACGCUCGACGAGGCCGUGCACGGCAUGUACGACUUCUUCUACCUCCCGAUCGACUUCAAGAACGGUUGCAACGUUGGAUAUGCUUUCAUCAACAUGCUGAGCACGGAGGGCGUCGCGGUGCUGGUGCAGCGCUUCCACGGGCGGCGCUGGGAGCGGUUCAACAGCGAGAAGGUGUGCUGCGUGGCGUACGCGCGCAUCCAGGGCAAGGCGGCGCUGGUGGCGCACUUUCAGAACUCCACGCUGCUGCUGCACGAGGACAAGCGCUGCCGGCCCGUGCUGUUCUCCGCGGACGGCCAGCCGGAGACGUUCCCGCUCCCGGGGCGCACGCCCGGGCGGCGGUCGCGCCGCGGGUCGGGCGAGUCGCGGCGGAACAGCAACGAGUCGCGCCGGUCGGCGCCGAGCGCGCCCGCGUCCGCGCGGUCGUCCACGGACCGCCCGCGCUCGUUCGACCAGCCGAACUCCGCGCGCACGAGCCACGAGCGGAGCAGCCACGACCGCUCCGGCCACGGGCACGGGCACGCGGCGGCGGACAACGCCACGUCGCCCACGCCGGCCGCCGAGCGCGCCCACCUCGGACUCGCGACGGUGCAGGAGGAGCGCCCGUCCGAGGGCGUCGGCGCGGACAUGUCGCGGUCCCGCGGCGAGGAUGCCUCGCGCUCGCGCGGCGAGCGCGCCAGCGGCGACGCCGGGUCCGGCCUGGCGACCGCGAUGCAGUCGUCCUUGUUCGGCACCGAGAUGUCGCUCUCCCGGCGCGGGCGGACGUCGCGCUCGAGCAGGGACAGCGAAGGCGAGGCCCCGCGGCCCUGA
This is a messenger RNA of Pedinophyceae sp. YPF-701, 3831 nucleotides long. The record is from the annotation of a GenBank genome assembly. Lineage: Eukaryota; Viridiplantae; Chlorophyta; Pedinophyceae.